GCUGCCCCUAUAAACAACGCACAUUGCCCCUAAAAAUCUCCUCUUCUACUCAAUCUCUCUUUUCAGUUUCAAUUUUCAACCAUGAAAUGAACUAAGAACAAGAAGCACCAUUCAACCAAUCAACGCUUUCUGCCUCUCAUUUCCUUCCUGCAUUUUCAUUUACUCGGCCACUGAAACCUACUGAGAAGUAUCACGAUGGUUUCACAGGAAUUUACUGUGGAUCUGAACAAACCACUCGUGUUCCAGGUUGGCAAUCUUGGAGAAGCAUAUCAGGAGUGGGUUCACCAGCCUAUUGUCAGUAGGGAAGGGCCUAGAUUCUUCAAAAGUGACUUUUGGGAGUUCUUGACACGCACAGCAUGGUGGGUGAUUCCACUUGUAUGGCUGCCAGUGGUCUGCUGGUUCAUUUCCACGUCUGUCAAUAUGGGCCACACACUUCCUCAGAUAACUUUGAUGGUGAUAUUUGGCAUUUCUAUUUGGACAUUGUUUGAAUACACAGUGCAUCGAUUUCUAUUCCAUAUUAAAACCAAGAGUUAUUGGGGAAAUACCAUGCAUUAUCUUAUUCAUGGUUGCCACCACAAGCACCCAAUGGAUGGUCUGCGACUUGUUUUUCCUCCUGCUGCAACUGCCGUUCUAAUAGUUCCAUUAUGGAAUUUGGUUAAACUCUUUGCCCCACCAUCUAUAGCUCCUGCUCUGUUUGGAGGUGGUCUGUUGGGUUAUGUGAUGUAUGAUGUUACCCAUUACUACCUGCAUCAUGGUCAACCCACGGGCGAUGUGCCAAAACAUUUGAAGAAAUAUCAUAUGAAUCAUCACUUCCGCGUCCAGACUAAAGGCUUCGGCAUUACUUCAUCAUUUUGGGACAGGGCAUUUGGAACGCUUCCUGCAUCAAAAGUAGCUACUAUUGAGAAGACUAGAUAUACAAAGUAGCAAAGCUUUCAAGGCUGGGCAAGCCAUAUCUUGCCAGGAAAGAACGAAAGCUGAAGGAGAUUAGUUCUGUGCCCAAGUUUUUCUUUUUGGCAUAAAUCUGAGUCCGAACCGAAUAAGCUGAAAGGAUAGAGAUCAGAAGCUGGCGAUGGUUCUCAUGAAGGUGCAGGAGAUCACUUCAACAGAUGCCGUCGUCGUUUUCAGGUGACUCCUCCGCCCGGUGCUGCCAUGAAGCAGCUAUGAGUUUGAUACUACUGAGAUUUUGAAGUGAAAUCUUACGAACUUAUUGAACUCAGACACUCUUGUCUUUCAAAUUUUCAACUUAAGAAAUAAUUAAAGAGAAAACAUAUGGUAUGCUUUUUAGUCUUUCCAUGGUAUAAAAGGCUUUUAUUCAUAUA
This is a messenger RNA of Momordica charantia (bitter melon), 1319 nucleotides long. Its product is annotated as dihydroceramide fatty acyl 2-hydroxylase FAH2. Lineage: Eukaryota; Viridiplantae; Streptophyta; Magnoliopsida; Cucurbitales; Cucurbitaceae. Gene Ontology annotation, molecular function: iron ion binding; fatty acid 2-hydroxylase activity. Gene Ontology annotation, cellular component: membrane; endoplasmic reticulum. Gene Ontology annotation, biological process: lipid biosynthetic process; fatty acid metabolic process. The record is from RefSeq and is a predicted model, not a curated record.